CCUAAUAGACGCUUCAAGCCGCUGGUGUCAGAGCGAAUUAAUAGCCCGGUGCCUCGCUGCUUUUGCUCUCCCUGACCUUGCCCGCCUCUGGCUUGGCUUCUCAAUAUUUGAUCCGGGAUUCCUGUGCUGUCCACCCAUGGCCACAUCGGAUGGACUAGACGGUUGUCUGCAGCGAGGCAGAUCUCAAAGUGACCCGAAUAUACUCACCGAACCGGAGAUCGAUUUGGCUCACGGCUCAGCAGAUGUGUUGGACCAGCAGAUGGUGCUCAGGACAGGCUGCCUCGUGAGCGGCGUCCACACUCCCCCCAUCAGACGGAACAGCAAGCUGGCCACACUGGGCCGCAUCUUCAAGCCCUGGAAGUGGAGGAAAAAGAAAAAUGAAAAGCUAAAACAGAGUUCCACAGAUGUAGCAUUAUCCAGUGGCCUUCUCUACCACAACCCAAACUGCUCCAGCCAGGGUUGCUGUUCAGACGGAACACUCCUGCUUGGCGGUUUCGGGGGACCUUUGAACUCAAACCUCACUGUCAGCAGUGUGGAAUACCUCGGGCCAGAGGAGGAACAUCCCCUCGCAGCGGUCACCCCCUUCCAGGAAUGCGAGCGUCCGGAGGAAUCUGUAAAUGCAGCACUAAAAGAUGCGGAAGGAGAUCCAGAGGCGCACCCCGUCGUCCAGGUAUCCGAUGGCCUGCAGGACAUUAGAGAGCGAAUGGAAGAAAGACCAGAGGAGGACAUUGCUCCAGGAACGUCUCCGCCACAAGUACCUCCAAAACCUUUGCCACAGCUCAUGACCACAGACGAUUCAGGCCCCUUGUCACUCCCUCCUCACCAUCCCAACUCCUACCAUCCCAAGGAGCCUCCACAUCGGACGCCAGAAAGUCUGGUACCCAUCACCCUUCCCCUAAGAGGGCCCCUGGCCAACUCCUCAGGGUCGCCUCACCUUGGCAAUAUGAUUCAUCCACCUAUGCCCCCUAGUUGUAUCAUGGAGGAACUACAAAGAGCGUUCGCCAUCAAAAACAGGCAGGAGAGUGUGCAUGAAGUGUGUGAGCAGGGCUCAUCACCCCCGCGGCUGUGGUGCUCGGAUGGCCGCCUUUCUCGCUCUUGCAGCUCAGAGAACCAACACGCGUCGCUGGCGGGCAUCUGCUUCGGAGGCGGUGGCGGCGGCGGCGGUUCCGACUGGCCCAAGAAGGAGGCGGAGGAGAACAAGGAGAACGUGCGGCUGGACCAGUGCUUCUCCGACACAUCAGGCCUCCCCACCGACCUGGAUGGAUGGAACGACUCGGUCAUCUCUGGCACACUUCCUCGCAGGUUAAGGAAGGAGUUACUGGCUGUCAAACUACGAAACAGGCCCACCAAGCAGGAGCUGGAGGAUCGGAACAUCUUCCCGGCAAGGAGUGACCAGGAGAGGCAAGAAAUACGGCAGCAGAUUGAGAUGAAGCUUGCUAAGAGGCUGAGCCAGAGACCCAAUGUGGAGGAGCUGGAGAGUCGGAACAUUUUGAAACAGAGAAAUGACCAAACAGAACAAGAGGAGAGGAGAGAGAUAAAACAGAGGCUAAACAGAAAGCUUAACCAACGGCCCACGGUAGAUGAACUUCGUGACAGAAAGAUUCUGAUCCGCUUUAGUGACUAUGUGGAGGUGGCCAAAGCUCAGGACUACGACAGGAGGGCAGACAAGCCCUGGACGAGACUCUCGGCGGCAGACAAGGCUGCCAUCCGUAAAGAGCUGAAUGAGUUCAAAAGCACUGAAAUGGAAGUACACGCAUCCAGCAAACACCUUACAAGGUUCCACCGGCCAUGAGGGCCUGGGGUUUCUUCUGUGAAGAAAUGUUCUGAAUGUGCUCACUGUCGACAAGCCUGGAGGCCUUUUUCCGUCUUCAGCAAGUCUUAACUUUCUUCCUGCUUGGACAGGAGAUGAUGUUCACCGCUUCAUGUUCAGAAGGCCAUUGGCCUUUCAGGGUGGCAGCGGACUGGUGGGGGAGGAUUGUAGUAUGGAGUCCUCUGAUUCCCAGGAUGAGCGGCAACGAGGAUAAAUAUGUUUUGUUAACGAGUCAGUGUUGCGGGGUGAGGGGGGGAUUUCGUACUGUACAGUGGACAUUUCGUGAGAAGACGUGCAUGUGGCCACUUUUUCUUAACUGCUGAGUAACGUGUCACUUGACUCGAGAUGGAUUUGAUAUUCACUGUACAAACAGUAUGUCAACAUCAGUGAAAAGAGAACCACCUUUGUUACAAGACUUCAAAAUACUGUCUUUUCUUUUCUUAAAAGGAAGACUCGUUUACCUGAUCCAACUUUUAGAUUUUUUUUUUAAAAGGAACUGAACAUGUGGACUUUUUAAUAGAUUUGUUGAAAAACCUUGAGUUUCCUUCCGGAAUCCAUAUUUUGAUGGAAUUCUCAACUAUAAAAUACUGCCAUUGA
Hippocampus zosterae (dwarf seahorse) is the source of this 2407-nucleotide messenger RNA. RefSeq names its product phosphatase and actin regulator 3a (gene phactr3a). Lineage: Eukaryota; Metazoa; Chordata; Actinopteri; Syngnathiformes; Syngnathidae. Gene Ontology annotation, molecular function: actin binding. The record is from RefSeq and is a predicted model, not a curated record. Bases 137 to 1792 code for a protein of 551 amino acids. Gene Ontology annotation, biological process: actin cytoskeleton organization. The transcript has 12 exons.